Jaculus jaculus (lesser Egyptian jerboa) is the source of this 2938-nucleotide messenger RNA. RefSeq names its product mitochondrial calcium uniporter (gene Mcu). NCBI's taxonomy places the organism in Eukaryota, Metazoa, Chordata, Mammalia, Rodentia, Dipodidae. The record is from RefSeq and is a predicted model, not a curated record. Gene Ontology annotation, biological process: mitochondrial calcium ion homeostasis; calcium import into the mitochondrion. Gene Ontology annotation, cellular component: uniplex complex; mitochondrial inner membrane. The transcript is spliced from 8 exons. Bases 1 to 1068 code for a protein of 355 amino acids. Gene Ontology annotation, molecular function: calcium channel activity; uniporter activity.
AUGGCGGCCGCCGCAGGUAGAUCGCUCCUGCUGCUCCUCUCCUCCCGGAGCGGCGGCGGCGGCGGCGGCUGCGGAGGCGCCGGAGGCUGCGGGGCGUUGACUGCCGGCUGCUUCCCGGGGCUAGGCGUCAGCCGUCACCGGCAGCAACAGCACCACCGGACGGUACACCAGAGGCUUGCCCCCUGGCAGAGCUUGGGAGUCGUUUAUUGCAGUACAGUUGUGCCCUCUGAUGAUGUGACAGUGGUUUAUCAAAAUGGGUUACCUGUGAUAUCUGUGAGGCUACCAUCCCGGCGUGAACGCUGCCAGUUCACACUGAAACCUAUCUCCGACUCUGUUGGUGUGUUUUUACGACAGCUGCAAGAGGAGGACCGGGGAAUUGAUAGAGUUGCCAUCUAUUCACCAGAUGGUGUUCGAGUUGCUGCCUCUACAGGAAUAGACCUCCUUCUCCUUGAUGACUUUAAGCUGGUCAUUAAUGAUUUAACAUAUCAUGUACGGCCACCAAAAAGAGACCUCUUAAGCCAUGAAAACGCAGCCACCCUGAACGACGUGAAGACCCUGGUGCAGCAGCUCUACACCACCCUGUGCAUCGAGCAGCACCAGCUCAACAAGGAGAGGGAGCUGAUCGAGAGGCUCGAGGGCCUCAAGCAGCAGCUGGCCCCCCUGGAGAAGGUACGAAUUGAAAUCAGCAGGAAGGCUGAGAAGAGGACCACACUGGUGCUGUGGGGCGGCCUGGCCUACAUGGCCACACAGUUUGGGGUGCUGGCCCGGCUCACGUGGUGGGAAUACUCCUGGGACAUCAUGGAGCCGGUCACCUACUUCAUUACAUAUGGAAGCGCCAUGGCCAUGUACGCGUAUUUUGUAAUGACGCGCCAGGAAUAUGUUUAUCCAGAAGCCAGAGACAGACAAUACUUAUUAUUUUUCCAUAAAGGAGCCAAAAAGUCACGUUUUGACCUAGAGAAAUACAAUCAACUCAAGGAUGCAAUUGCUCAGGCAGAAAUGGACCUUAAGAGGCUGAGAGACCCAUUACAAGUACAUCUGCCCCUCCGACAAAUUGGUGAAAAAGAUUGAUCCAAGGAAAGCCUGUGAAUCCCGGCAGAAAGAACCUGUUUCUAACUUUUGCCUUUUUAAUUAAAGCAUUGCAGGUGAAAGCUGGGAGCCAUGUGGGGUAGAGGGUUUUUACCUUUCAUUAUAAAACAAAAACAAAAGGGAUCUUAGAGAAGAAAGGAGCGCUACACUGGGAGGAUCAGGCAUUGGAACACAAGCUUUGGCAAUACUGUCUUAAUCAAGCGUCUCGGUUUCUGACCGACAGUGAUGCAGUUCCGCAGUUGACAGAUUCGUAGACAUGCUGCUGGGGUGUUGGUUUCCUGCAGCUUCUUUGCAGGGUCAGCAAAACAGUAACACACCAGCACCCCACUCAGCUCUAAUUUUUUUUUAAUUUAAAGUUUCUUGUUUUUUGACAUAGGAGUAAAUAAACACACCAGAAGAGCAAAUCCUUUUAUGUGGGUAGCAAACAGAGUCUGAGCCCAAACCAUUAGCGUUUAAUUUAAGUUGGACCCAGCCUCUGAAGCUCUCCAUCAUGGACUCCUUUUCUGACCGCCUACCUACAUCUAUGGUUACACUGAUUUUAUCCAAAUGAUAAUUGAAAGCAAGUUAUGACUGUUUGAUGAUCAAUACUUGGGUUAUCCUGUAAUACCUUCUGAAAUGUCUGUAUACUCCAGUGCCCUGAAUCAGUAUCUAGAAAUCAUUGGCAAUAUUGCAUGAGGUUUUUCUCUUUCAUUUUGUUUUGUUUUGUUUUGUUUUGUUUUUUUACUAAUUAGUCUUUCAGAGGAGGAAAGCUUUCUCUACUCCUUGUACCUACCCCAUUUGAUAAUCCCCUGUCCCUCCACAACACAGACAUGAGGACACAUGUUCACCUAGCUAUGUUACCAAAUCAGGAAAAUGUAAGGUUUACAAAUUGGCUAAAAAAUCACGGCCCUGUAGCCAUUUCAGAACCAGAAUAAUCUCAUUGCUACUUACCUGCUUGUGUGAGGACAGCGUUCCAGGCCACCCACGUGGCACUGCAGUGUCUGGAAGCUUUGCUACUCUCAAAGGGUAAUCGAGAGACGCACACUUCACUUCCACACCAUUGUGAGCCCUCCCGCCCCUACCACUCCAGAGGCUGUAAAUCAAAGGUGUGGGUCUCAAAGGGUGCAAUCUCUCUGUAUACACGAGUACGUUUCUGUGGCUUCCUUUAACCUACCUUCUCCACCCUAUUUUUUCUUACCUUAAAUUAAGAGAAAGAAGAAUUAAUCUUACACUCUACACAGUGUCUUCUACCAUAUUUCCAGAUGACAUCUGCACUCAAAGAGUCACAGGACUCUGGGUCACUGGCCUGUCUUAAGUGUCCCAGGGGCUGGAUGGCAAGGGUGAUGGGAAACUUGCCACACACCUGAUGGGCUCUUUUCUUUCACACGACUCACCCCUCCUCAUGUGGCAAGGGGUUUCUCUUUCAUCCCCCUUUGGGAUCAUUGUCUAUGAAAGAAAACGUUUCAGUGACAAACCCAGACUCCAGGUGCCUAGGAGAAGCUGACGGCCACACAGGACUGCUGCUCCCGCCACCACCCUCCGUGGCAUGACCGGACGGAAGGACGCAUGUCUCCACUUCCCAGCCCACCUCCUACUUCCUCCUGCCCUCCAACCUCUUCCUCAUUUCUUUUUGUUGUGUAGAUUAUUUUUAAACCAUCUAUCCUGUUUGUGUGCAGGGUCUUGAAGAAACAGCACAGUGCAAUGAGCAAAUCUUUUGGGGGGGGCGGGGUGUGGGAAGCAAGGGAGGGAGGACAUGGAGAAAAGUCCUAACAAAUAGCAAAAUAUUGACCACGUGUACAAUCCUGUAUCAUUUAUGAAAUAUGUAUAAAAGCAAUGUACCUUCUGGAACAAUAAAUACUAUUCAAUUUUUGAA